UCGUAGGGCAGGGACUUUGCAGACGCCGCCAUGGCUGGCAGUGCUCUCCGGCCUGCGCGCUCCCUGCUCGCCGCCCUUCUGGCGCCAGCGCUGGUGGCAUUACUGGUGUCGCCGGCCCGGGGUCGCGGGGGCCUGGACCACGGGGACUGGGACAUGGGCUGGCGACUGCCUCCGCUGCCACCCCGCGAAGACGCGCCGCGCGUGGCCCGCUUCGUGACGCACGUCUCGGACUGGGGCGCGCUGGCCACUAUCUCCACGCUGGAGGCGGUGCGCGGCAGGUCCUUCGCGGACGUCAUCUCCUUCAGUGACGGUCCCCCGGGCGCAGGCAGCGGCGUGCCCUACAUGUACCUGAGCCCAUUGCAGCAACUAGUGAGCGACUUGCAGGAACAUCCAGAGGCUACACUGACACUGUCUUUGGCACAGACUGUCUUCUGUAGGAAACAUGGAUUUGAUCCCCAGAGUCCCUUGUGUGUUCAUAUAAUGCUGUCAGGAACUGUGACCAAGGUGACUGAGAAGGAAGCAGACUAUGCGAAGAAUUCAUUAUUCCUGCGACACCCUGAGAUGAAGACUUGGCCUUCCAGCCAUAACUGGUUCUUUGCAAAGUUAAAUAUAACCAACAUCUGGGUGUUGGACUACUUUGGUGGACCGAAAGUCGUGACACCUGAAGAAUAUUUUAAUGUCACGUUGCAGUAAGUGAAGCAGAAUAUGGUGAACUGACCCACCCCAGCAAAGAGCUGUAGAUGGCUCCGCACACUUAAGGGCUUGCUGUUGUCUGCAGCUUCCCUGGGCUGUCAGCGGGCUCUGUCACCCGCUGGUUGAUCUUGUUUGCUUGCCUGUUUACAGAAUGCUGUUGGUCCUAGAGUGGGGUCUCUUGGAAGAUGUGGUUGCUGGAUUUAAAACUUGUGUUUUGAAGCCAUUUUCACAGAAAAAUGCCAUUCAUUCUAAUCAAGGAUUUUUUCUUUCAUCUA
Molecule: messenger RNA, 968 nt
Organism: Chionomys nivalis (European snow vole)
Lineage: Eukaryota; Metazoa; Chordata; Mammalia; Rodentia; Cricetidae
Gene: Creg1
Product: cellular repressor of E1A stimulated genes 1
Exons: 4
Coding region: 31-693 (220 amino acids)
Source: RefSeq, a predicted model, not a curated record